Sorex fumeus (smoky shrew) is the source of this 386-nucleotide messenger RNA. Its product is annotated as V-type proton ATPase subunit G 1-like. The transcript has a single exon. The record is from RefSeq and is a predicted model, not a curated record. NCBI's taxonomy places the organism in Eukaryota, Metazoa, Chordata, Mammalia, Eulipotyphla, Soricidae. Gene Ontology annotation, biological process: proton transmembrane transport. Gene Ontology annotation, cellular component: vacuolar proton-transporting V-type ATPase complex. Bases 1 to 354 code for a protein of 117 amino acids. Gene Ontology annotation, molecular function: proton-transporting ATPase activity, rotational mechanism.
AUGGCCAGCCAGUGUCAGGACAUCCAGCAGCUGCUGCAGGCUGAGAAGCGGGCUGUUGAGGUGUCAGAAGCCCGCAAGCGAAAGAAUCGGAGACUGAAGCAGGCCAAAGAAGAAGCUCAGGCAGAAAUCAAGCAGUACCGCCUGCAGAGGGUUAAAGAGUUCAAGGCCAAGGAAGCUGAGGUGCUGGGAUCUCACGGGAGUUGCAGCACUGAAGUGGAGAAGGAGACCCAGGAGAAGAUGACUGUCCUCCAAACCUACUUUCAGCAGAACAGGGACGAGGUUCUGGAUAACCUCCUGGCCUUCAUCUGCGACAUCCAGCCACAAAUCCACAAAAACGAUCACAUCAAUGGCUAGGCGGAGAAGAAAGCCACACCUGUGCCAGUAGA